Striga asiatica is the source of this 1168-nucleotide messenger RNA. The record is from the annotation of a GenBank genome assembly. Lineage: Eukaryota; Viridiplantae; Streptophyta; Magnoliopsida; Lamiales; Orobanchaceae.
UAGUCUCUUUAUCCACCGCCUUUUUUUAUUCUUUAAUUUUCCUUUUUUUUUUUUCAACUUUUUGGGUUUAUUAUAGCUUUAAUCAAUGCUUGAGUUGCUCGAUAUUCUCUACUGUUUAUUUCCUUUGUGGAGGAAUAAAGUUGUACAUAUAUGCACCUAAAUAGAUAAAAUUCGUGAGUUCUAUUUUUUCACUUGGUAUUUUGGAUAAAUUACGUGUUGUGAUGGAGGGAAUGUACGGAAUUAACGGCGGUAGUGGUGUGGUUAUGACAAGAGACCCAAAGCCACGGCUGAGAUGGACGGCUGAUUUGCACCACCGUUUUGUUGAUGCCGUCACUAAGCUUGGUGGCCCUGAUAAGGCAACACCUAAAUCGGUUCUAAGGGUAAUGGGGUUGAAGGGCUUGACAUUGUAUCACUUGAAGAGUCAUUUGCAGAAGUAUAGAUUAGGACAGCAACAAGGCAAAAAACACAACACUUUUGAACAUAACAAAGAGAACAGUGAAAAUUCUUAUGGGCAUCACAAUAUGCAUAUGGCGAGCUCAAGCGUCAAUUCGUCGAGCAUCAAGAGUGAACAAGGGGAAAUUCCAAUUUCUGAAGCACUUAGGAGUCAAAUUGAGGUGCAGAAAAGACUACAAGAACAACUUGAGGUGCAAAAGAAAUUGCAAAUGAGAAUAGAAGCUCAAGGGAAGUAUUUGCAAGCAAUACUAGAAAAAGCUCAACAAAGCCUUUCCUCUGACGCGAACCACUCUCAAUGUCUCGAGUCGACAAAAGCUCAGCUAACCGACUUCAACUUGGCUCUCUCGAGUUUCAUGCAAAACGUAAAUACGGAUGGACGCAAUGGAAAUAUUGUGGAUUAUGGGAAUUCGCACGAGUCAGAUUAUGGUAGACAAGAAAGUAAAGACAUCAAGCUUAUUAAGCUCGAGGGGCCUUCUGUCGAUUUUGAUUUAAAUACCCGAAGUAGCUACGAUUUUAUUGGCAUCAAUGGGUCGGUGUUUGAAGCUAAACCGCUCGCAAAUAGAUAAGAAUUUCAUUUUUUUUGUCAUUAUUUUUGGGAAAAGAUAUAUUAUCACGCUCAGCCAAUAUAUAUUGCGGUUUCCUGAUAUCAUCACUAUAUUCAGAUUUUACUUUACUUUUCAUUAGCUUCUGAUGAACUUAAUCACUUUAAUAAGUU